Messenger RNA from Sus scrofa (pig), 1277 nucleotides. It is a transcript of the gene AGMAT, whose product is annotated as agmatinase (putative). NCBI's taxonomy places the organism in Eukaryota, Metazoa, Chordata, Mammalia, Artiodactyla, Suidae. Gene Ontology annotation, molecular function: agmatinase activity; metal ion binding. The record is from RefSeq and is a predicted model, not a curated record.
UGGGUGGCCCGGGAGCUGGCACAUUCUCCUGGGCUACGGUGGGGAACAGCAGGGCCGGCACGGGGGCAGGAUGCUUCAGCUGCUGGUUUCUGGCUGUGCCCGAGGCCUAAGGGCCGGCGUGGGCGUGCGGGGGCUGCUUCCCCUGCACCCAGCGAGUCCUGCUACAGGGCUUGGCAACCCAGGCCUCAGCCCGAGCCGCCAAGCCUCCAACACUCCCCGGAACCAGCCUCCCAAAGCUGAUUUCGUGGCCCGGUCAGUGGGCAUCUGUUCCAUGAUGCGGCUGCCCGUGCAGGCCUCCCCCGAGGGACUGGACGCUGCCUUCAUCGGGGUGCCCCUGGACAUUGGGACCUCCAACCGGCCCGGGGCAAGAUAUGGACCCCGACGGAUCCGGGAGGAAUCAGUGCUGCUUCGCCCGGCCAACCCCAGCACGGGAGCCCUCCCCUUCCAGUCCCUCAUGGUCGCAGACCUAGGAGAUGUGAAUGUCAACCUUUACAACCUUCAGGACAGCUGCCGCCUCAUUCGAGAGGCCUAUCAGAAAAUCGUGGCAGCUGGCUGUAUCCCUCUGACCUUGGGUGGAGAUCACACCAUCACAUAUCCCAUAUUGCAGGCGAUGUCAGAAAAGCACGGCCCCGUGGGGCUGGUGCAUGUGGACGCGCACAUGGACACGGCGGACAAGGCCCUGGGGGAGAAGCUCUACCACGGGUCGCCCUUUCGCCGAUGCGUGGAGGAGGGACUCUUGGACUGUAAGCGCGUGGUGCAGAUUGGCAUCCGGGGCUCUUCCCUGACCUUGGACACCUACAGCUAUAGCCGGAGCCAGGGCUUUCGGGUGGUCCUGGCUGAAGACUGCUGGCUGAAGUCACUGGUUCCUCUGAUGGGGGAAGUGAGGCAGCAGAUGGGAGGCAAACCCAUUUAUAUCAGCUUUGAUAUUGACAGCUUGGAUCCCGCCUAUGCCCCAGGGACGGGGACACCUGAAAUUGCUGGCCUGACCCCGAGUCAGGCUCUGGAGAUCAUCCGAGGUUGUCAAGGCCUGAACGUGGUGGGUUGUGAUCUUGUGGAAGUUUCGCCGCCAUACGAUCCUUUUGGAAACACGGCCCUCCUGGCGGCUAACUUGCUGUUUGAGAUGCUGUGUGUUCUCCCCAAAGUGACAGUCGUCUGAACAUUGUGCUUUUCAAGAUAAAACAACAGAUUGCACGGCCACCAAAUUCUCCAGAAGAAUUUAAGUGCAAGCCGUCUGUGUGCUGGAGAGUUUAUGCCAAUAAAACUUUGUUAAAGUGUCA